AUGGAGUUAAACGAAUUAGAUACGGGCAGGAAUGGCAAUACGCCUGCUGAGACAGUAUCCACUGGACCUGGUUCAAAUGUUCUCCCAAAUGAUGUUCUAAAUUCUAAUUCUGUGGAUCCAUCCCUGUCUUUCAAUUCUACUUUGCCAGCAAACAAGGAAGUUCGAAUCCAGUUGGCUUUGCAAUACUGUAAGCAACAACAGCAAAGAGAGCUGAAAUCGCAAUCCACUUCUAUUGGGGACAGCCCUAAGUAUAGUGGAGAUGCUCCUAUCGCCCACAGCAGACCGAAGCAGUCUUUAAGACAAAUUGCGAUGUUCUUUCAAAUCCCUAAAUCAACAUUGUACGAUAGGCUCAAAAAUAGCAAGAAAAGGGUUUCGAGGGAUGACAUUGAUUCGGUUUCAGGUAAUGCAUCAAGUUUCGUAAGCGCAGUUGGUGCGAUGCCAAAUGAUGGGGGGAAACGUCGUUCGGGUUCACUAACGAGUCCAAACACGGCAAGUCAUCUGAUACAGAUGAAGCUGGAUCCUGCCCUAGAAGAGGAGCUCUUUCUCUAUUUAAGGAAAGUUUGUCUUGCAUAUGGGAAUUUACCGAACUUGGUGCAGCUAAAGUAUCUCAUCUCUCAAGAAGUAAAGCAUAUUACACUGGGCCGGAAAUGGGUAUCCAAUUUCAUUAAGAGACACAACAGUAGAAUUAUAUACGGCUGGGACGUGUAUCACAACCCCAUCAAGUUUGAGGAUUUUAAAAAAUGGAAGAAUCAGUUUACAUUCUUAUGGAUAUGGUUUGAGCCGCUCCUUCAAAAUACUAUAAGAAAAUGCGUAAAUGAUGGACAUGCUUUCUACUAUUUGAUUAGAGUCCCAAUCUCAUAUGAACUACUGGGAAGCUGUUUCCUUUGCUUCAAGGUCAGCUCAGAUUUCAAGUUUUCUCUUGUAUUUGUACCAGAAGUCAUUACCUUCAGGGACAACAGUUCGAACAUGUUACAUAAGGAAGAGCGUGUCAAGAUUUUAAACCGAACAUUACACAGUUUCUGCCAGCGCAUUCCUUCUGAUACGAAACUCAUUAUCUUCGAGGGCUUCGAUGAACAGUACCGCUGGGAGCUAGAAUCCUGCGUUCAACUGGUAAAUAUUGAUAAUUUCGUUGCAUUGCCUUGGGGCAAACACAUACUCAUGCGAUUGAUAGAUUUUGGCCCGGAGCUCCUCAGUAUGAAUGGCCCCAAUAACAUUAAGCUGUCUUGGGAAGAAAACAGAUCUAGCUGGCCCGAUAUCGAAACGGACUUAAAAGUUUUUAUGACAGUUUCUACUGAUACCUCUUCAACAGCCGCCCAGCUUGGGAUUCCCUCGUUACCCGACUUUAGCCCAACAGCCAAUAAAUCCAUGGAUAUAGAAAUAAAUGCAGCUGCUAGUGACGAUGAAGAUCACCACCAACAGCAUCGAGCUAGCGGGGCCGCAAAUGUGGGUGUCACACUAAUGGGACAGUCUAACGACCAUAACCCAUCGACUGCUGCGGCCGCCGUCGCUGCAGCGGCCGCAACCAACGCACAGAAGCAAACCAGUCCUAGUUCUUCACAUCUCCAAGAACAACUUAAAUCUAUUGUAACUGUAAUAGAUGAACACGAGCGCCAACUUUAUAACAGCAUGGCCAGUCAGUCCUCCAAAGUUCUUCUCAACACGAUCUUUAACCGCCUUCGUGAAGUCGUAGGAGAUGAUCCAAUACGAUAA
This is a messenger RNA of Eremothecium sinecaudum, 1710 nucleotides long. RefSeq names its product HFL113Wp. The coding region runs from base 1 to 1710 and encodes 569 amino acids. NCBI's taxonomy places the organism in Eukaryota, Fungi, Ascomycota, Saccharomycetes, Saccharomycetales, Saccharomycetaceae. The transcript has a single exon. The record is from RefSeq and is a predicted model, not a curated record.